GUGAUCUGCUCUGGGGUGUGGAGCCAUGGCAUCUUCCAAACGCCUAGAUGGAACGACGUCCAAGAAUACGGCAACCUGGGAGGACGUGCCCGUCAAAGCUGCGCACCCACAUUCUGGAGCUCCUACACGUCUCGCCUCACUAGGGACACUUUUGAGAAAUGUGCUUUUCGAUCGCAGGUACUAUUGGGUGAUGGCAGUCAGCGUCCUCGCCUUCGAGUGCCUCGCGACUGGAAUAAUAAUCAAGAAAGUUCCAUAUACAGAGAUCGACUGGAAAGCCUAUAUGCAAGAAGUGGAAGGGUAUCUUGCUGGCGAACGGGAUUACACCAAGCUUAAGGGCGACACUGGGCCAUUGGUCUAUCCAGCCGGUUUUGUUUAUGUGUAUUCUGGGCUAUACCAUUUGACUUCCCAGGGAUUCGACAUACGUUUGGCUCAGUACUACUUUGCAGGGCUCUACUUGUUGACCCUUACAGCUGUCCUAGUGCUUUACCGCCAGUCCACUCUGAUGCCUCCAUAUAUUCUACCGCUAUUGGCGUUUUCAAAGCGACUUCAUUCAAUAUAUGUUCUCCGGCUUUUCAACGAUCCCGUCGCCAUGUUCCCUCUCUAUCUUUGUAUGCUGGCCAUGGUGAAAAGCAGGUGGCAGUUGGCCGCUGUGCUCUACAGUCUCGCCUUAUCUAUUAAAAUGAACAUCCUUCUUUUUGCGCCUGGUUUUGCUUUGUUGACCUUUCAAGCUGUUGGUUUUCAACAGUCGGUGGUAAAUGCAUUCCUUGCUCUCCUUGUGCAAGUAAUAUUGGCUGUGCCUUUCCUGAUCCAUCACCCUUCAUCAUACCUUAUUCGUGCCUUCGAUUUUGGUCGAGUCUUCCUGUACAACUGGACCGUAAACUGGCGCUUCAUGGACGAAUCAGCAUUUCUGAGCAAGAGCUUCGCGAAUGGGUUGCUCGCCGCACAUGUUUUGUGGCUUGCGCUCUUCAUUGUCAAAUGGUGUAAACCAUAUGGAGGACUUCUGAACGUGUUGCGGAGCGGAUUCAAUCGCCCCGGCCGCGUUCACGAGAAGAUGUCGGCUGAUCAUAUCAUGUUCAUCAUGUUCACCUCCAACCUGAUAGGGGUUACAUGCGCACGAUCGCUGCAUUACCAAUUUUGGUCUUGGUAUGCCCAUGGUUUGCCGUAUCUCGUCUGGCGAGUGAGGGGCCGUGCAUCACUAGGGGUUAACGGGCUGCCAGCUAUCCUGGGGCGUGUAUUGAUUUUAGCGACUUUAGAGUACGCUUGGAAUAAGUACCCAUCUACUAGUCUGUCAUCAGGAUUGAUGUUGGGAUGCCACCUAGCAUUGCUGGUGGGUCUAGCUCUCACUGCCAGUAAUGGCUUCCCACAGAUACGUGCAGGCCAGAACGCAUUAAAGGAUGAAGAUGAUAAUAUCUUAAAAGAAAAGUCUCUCUAAAGUAGCCGUGACUCUGUGUGUAUCCGCCUAUACAUGAGUGAUAUCCAGAAUUCAGGUCAUAUUCUAGCCAUCGG
Spizellomyces punctatus DAOM BR117 is the source of this 1506-nucleotide messenger RNA. Its product is annotated as dolichyl-P-Man:Man(5)GlcNAc(2)-PP-dolichol alpha-1,3-mannosyltransferase. Gene Ontology annotation, cellular component: endoplasmic reticulum. The transcript has 8 exons. Lineage: Eukaryota; Fungi; Chytridiomycota; Chytridiomycetes; Spizellomycetales; Spizellomycetaceae. The coding region runs from base 26 to 1432 and encodes 468 amino acids. Gene Ontology annotation, molecular function: dol-P-Man:Man(5)GlcNAc(2)-PP-Dol alpha-1,3-mannosyltransferase activity. The record is from RefSeq and is a predicted model, not a curated record.